Molecule: messenger RNA, 872 nt
Organism: Solanum dulcamara
Lineage: Eukaryota; Viridiplantae; Streptophyta; Magnoliopsida; Solanales; Solanaceae
Product: protein IDA-LIKE 2-like
Exons: 1
Coding region: 208-453 (81 amino acids)
Biological process (GO): floral organ abscission
Source: RefSeq, a predicted model, not a curated record
AUUCAAUUACCUAUCAAGUCAUUACUCUCUAUAACCCAAACCAAAUGGCCCCCUUUCAAAAAGCCUUAUCAAACUUUUCAAAACUUUCUACUUCUUCUUCUUUCUUUCUUUCUAACCUUACUUGCCAAUAGAAUUUUACAUAUGUUUUUUUGCUAUUUCUAAAGUAGUACGCUUUCAAAUUUGUCCAUAGAGAAUUAAUUUUCAAGAAUGAUAAGUUUCUUCAGAAGGAAAGUACCAGUCUUAUGGAUGGCUAUUAUAUUAAUCUCUAUUUUUGGUCAUUGUUAUGGUUCAAGAAGCAAUUCACAAGUAUUCAAUCCAAUAAAUAGCCAAAGAAACUCUUACAAUCAUGGCCAUUUUUGGAACUUAUUGCCAAAAAGAAUCCCAAUUCCAGCUUCUGGUCCAUCAAGAAAACAUAAUGACAUUGGUUUAAAGAGUACUUGGAGAUUACCUUGAAGGUUAUUUCAAGAAAUUAUAUUAUUGGGAAUUUUUAUUUUUUUAUGGUCAUGGAAGGUUACUACCUACUAAUUCUUCUUCUUCUUAAUUUCUUGGAUGAACACUUGUACAUUUUUUUGGGUAAUUUUAAGAACUUUUUUCUUUUGUUUAUUGACUUAAGCCUUAAGGGUUGUGUUAGGUUGAUUUAGUUCUAUGGUUUUUUUUCUUUUUUUUGGUCAUGGUGACUACAAGGGAAAUUAAAUGACAAGGGGAGAAAAAGAAAUUAAGAACAUUUUUUUUGUGGUUUUGUGGAUCAAAAUAUAAUUGAUCAUAAUCUAGCUUGGAGGUGGAGGUGGGGGUAUUUUGGUCUUAAUUAAUAUGCUUUGAAAAGCUUUGUGUAUGUAAUUCUGUAUACAUAGAAGAGAUCAUGAUAUAAUACA